AUGGCCGCCAGUUCCUCUCUCGACCAUCUGAGCAACCGUAUGAAGCUGGAGUGGCACUCCAAGCUCAACACGGAGAUGGUCCCCUCCAAGAACUUCCGCCGCACCUCCAUCAUCGGAACCAUCGGUCCCAAGACCAACUCCGCCGAGAAGAUUAACAUGCUCCGCAGAGCUGGUCUGAACGUCGUCCGCAUGAACUUCUCCCACGGUUCCUACGAGUACCACCAAUCCGUCAUCGACAACGCCCGCGAGGCUGCUCGCACCCAGGAGGGCCGUCCUCUGGCUAUUGCUCUUGAUACCAAAGGACCUGAGAUCCGUACCGGAAACACCGUCGGCGACGCCGAUAUCCCCAUCAAGGCUGGCCACGAGCUGAACAUCACCACUGAUGAGCAAUAUGCUACUGCCAGUGAUGACAAGAACAUGUACCUUGACUACAAGAACAUCACCAAGGUGAUUGCUCCCGGCAAGCUCAUCUACGUCGAUGAUGGUAUCCUGUCCUUCGAGGUUCUGGAGGUCGUCGAUGACAAGACCCUGCGCGUCAAGUGCUUGAACAACGGCAACAUCUCCUCCCGCAAGGGUGUCAACUUGCCCGGUACUGAUGUCGACCUUCCCGCUCUGUCCGAGAAGGAUAUUGCCGACUUGAAGUUCGGUGUCAAGAACGACGUCGACAUGGUCUUCGCUUCCUUCAUCCGCCGCGGCAGCGACAUCCGUCAGAUCCGUGAGGUCCUCGGCGAGGAGGGCAAGGAGAUCCAGAUCAUUGCCAAGAUUGAGAACCAGCAGGGUGUCAACAACUUCGAUGAGAUUCUUGAGGAGACCGACGGUGUCAUGGUUGCCCGUGGUGAUCUUGGUAUCGAGAUCCCCGCCCCCAAGGUCUUCAUCGCCCAGAAGAUGAUGAUCGCCAAGUGUAACAUCAAGGGUAAGCCCGUCAUCUGCGCCACCCAGAUGCUCGAGUCCAUGACCUACAACCCCCGCCCCACUCGUGCUGAGGUGUCCGACGUUGCCAACGCCGUUCUCGACGGUGCCGACUGUGUCAUGUUGUCCGGUGAGACCGCCAAGGGCUCCUACCCCUCCGAGGCCGUCAAGAUGAUGUCCGAGACCUGCUUGCUCGCCGAGGUUGCCAUCCCCCACUUCAACGUCUUCGAUGAGCUCCGUAACCUUGCUCCCCGCCCCACCGACACUGUUGAGUCCAUCGCCAUGGCCGCCGUCAGCGCCAGUCUGGAACUCAACGCUGGUGCCAUCGUGGUCCUGACCACUAGCGGCCAAACCGCUCGUUAUGUCUCCAAGUACCGCCCCGUCUGCCCCAUCAUCAUGGUCUCCCGCAACGCCAAGGCUUCCCGGUACUCCCACCUGUACCGUGGUGUCUGGCCCUUCCUCUUCCCCGAGAAGAAGCCCGACUUCAACGUCAAGAUCUGGCAGGAGGAUGUUGACCGCCGUCUCAAGUGGGGUAUCAACCACGGUCUCAAGCUCGGCAUCAUCAACAAGGGCGACAACAUCGUCUGUGUCCAGGGCUGGCGCGGUGGCCAGGGCCACACCAACACCGUCCGUGUGGUCCCUGCUGAGGAGAACCUUGGCCUGUCUGAGUAA
Molecule: messenger RNA, 1581 nt
Organism: Aspergillus japonicus CBS 114.51
Lineage: Eukaryota; Fungi; Ascomycota; Eurotiomycetes; Eurotiales; Aspergillaceae
Product: pyruvate kinase CDC19
Exons: 7
Coding region: 1-1581 (526 amino acids)
Biological process (GO): glycolytic process
Cellular component (GO): cytoplasm
Molecular function (GO): potassium ion binding; pyruvate kinase activity; magnesium ion binding
Source: RefSeq, a predicted model, not a curated record